AUGAACAAAGGGGACGGUGGGUGCGAUGACGGUCUAUUCCAUGAUCUGCAGAUUGAAAAGACGAGGUCUGAUAUCAAAGUUCUACUCGCAUUCUUGGAUGCCAAAUAUGCCAAAAACAUUCAAGACGAAGAGAAUCGACAUAAGAAAAGCCCACCCACCGCGACAUUCGAAAUGCUUUGGAUGCUCCUGGAUCCUGGAACAAGGGUCUAUACCGAUAUUGACGGCGAGCCAGCGGCUUUUGUCAUCAGAUCUGCUAGCACGAACAAGGCGAGUAACUCAAGUUGGUACAGAGUGGAACUAUGGUACCUAGAAUUUUAUGGCGACAAGUUCCGUUCCUUUCGCCACAAAUCGUACAAAGGAAGGGUCGUUCUCAAUCCCACGUCAUACUGGUCAUACGGUGAUACCGAAGAGGCUCCACCGCCAAUUGGAGACCUGGACGAUGAUGAGUCAGGAGUAGACGGAAAGUGGAGUACCUACGAUGACAUUGACCCUAGAGAUGAGAUGCUUUUCCCACGGAAGAUCAUGGGCUUCGUACUCAAGAAUAGAGAAUGGGAGGAACUGAAAAUCAACCACGUCUCGCGAUAUGAGCCCACAGGUAAUGCAAUCAAGAACCUCGUCAUGGAUGAUAGACACCGGAAGUUAGUCGAAGUCCUCACCUGCAAAUAUAAAGAUCAAGAGAAAGAUCGGAGAGAGGCAUGGAAUGCGGAUUUCAUCCGAAGCAAAGGCGAAGGUCAGACAUUCCCACCGCACGGACCUCCGGGUGUAGGCAAGAUUUACACUGCCGAAUGCAUCGCUGAGAUAAUUCGUGAGUGUCUCCGAGCCCAGAUUGAGGACCCGUGCAUUAAGUCAUCGCAAGUGUUCAAAGAGUACUUGACCAAGUUCAGAGGGGACGGGGCCCGUCGUGCGCUACAGGCGCAGGCACGUAUGGAAAAGAAGAAGGAUAUGACGGCUGAGAGAUCUUUGCAUGAGACGAGAGAAAUGGCCGCUCGACCUCGCAAGGUUUGA
Messenger RNA from Letharia lupina, 1005 nucleotides. RefSeq lists its product as uncharacterized. Bases 1 to 1005 code for a protein of 334 amino acids. The record is from RefSeq and is a predicted model, not a curated record. The transcript has 4 exons. NCBI's taxonomy places the organism in Eukaryota, Fungi, Ascomycota, Lecanoromycetes, Lecanorales, Parmeliaceae.